AUGGAGAAGUUAUCAAGGGUUGUGAUCAAGCAUUGUUAUGGAAGUUCUCUUGGUGCAAAGGAGAGAUGUCUGUUGGAAAUCCUUCCUCUUUUUUUUUAUGUUCUUUCCCUUUAUUAUUCACACAACCAACCAACCAACCAACAUGCUCCGGAACUUGUCUAUUUGCAUGUACAGCUGGGAGGAAUAUGUCUUGAUAUCCUGAAGGACAAAUGGAGCCCUGCACUACAAAUACGAACAGUGCUCUUAAGUAUUCAAGCUCUUCUGAGUGCACCAAACCCAGAUGAUCCACUGUCUGAGAACAUUGCUAAGCAUUGGAAGAGUAAUGAGGCAGAAGCUGUCGAGACAGCCAAGGAAUGGACCCGUCUUUACGCAAGCGGCGCAUAAGUUGGAGGGUGAAAAGAUCCCUUUCAUCCAAAUAACAUUACAUUUGAUGAAAUCUAUCUCAACAUCAAAGUUAUAAGAAAGCUUAUAUCUUGCUGGCUCUUCCCCCGCGUACUUACAAAACCGUGUUUUCGUCUCCAUUAAGUUGUAUCUCUCUGAAUAACUGUAUCAUUACUUAUAGGAUCGAGACACGUUUUUCAUAUUUGAAGUUUGUCAAAGGUUCUUCGAGUCCAAAGUA
Molecule: messenger RNA, 619 nt
Organism: Camelina sativa (false flax)
Lineage: Eukaryota; Viridiplantae; Streptophyta; Magnoliopsida; Brassicales; Brassicaceae
Source: RefSeq, a predicted model, not a curated record